Messenger RNA from Amphiprion ocellaris (clown anemonefish), 824 nucleotides. RefSeq names its product B9 domain containing 2 (gene b9d2). The transcript has a single exon. Lineage: Eukaryota; Metazoa; Chordata; Actinopteri; Pomacentridae. Gene Ontology annotation, biological process: cilium assembly. The coding region runs from base 131 to 658 and encodes 175 amino acids. Gene Ontology annotation, cellular component: MKS complex. The record is from RefSeq and is a predicted model, not a curated record.
UCAGGCUGAGUUGCCAAGGAGACGGGAGCCGUGUUGCUCGUCACCGCUAGCCGUUAGAGCAGCCGUUAGCUUCGGGGAGAACACAGGAGUUUCGGCGCCGCAUGUCCUGCUUUAGGAGGACAACUGUGUCAUGGCAGAGCUCCACAUUAUAGGACAGAUCGUUGGGGCCAGUGGUUUCCCGCAAAGCAGCCUAUUUUGCAAAUGGGGAGUCCAUACGGGAGGAGCAUGGCGGCUCCUGUCCGGGCUGAAGGAGGGUCAGACUCAGGUAGAUCUCCCCCAAACCGGAGACAUGGCGUACUGGAGCCACCCCAUUGAUCUGCACUACGCGACCAAGGGGCUCCAAGGCUGGCCGAAGCUUCACCUCCAAGUGUGGCACCAGGACUCUUUCGGACGCUGCCAGCUGUACGGCUACGGCUUCUGCCAUGUCCCCUCCAGCCCCGGUCACCACCGGAUGAGCUGUGCGACCUGGAGGCCUCUGGGCUCCUGGCAAGAGCAGCUAGCACAAAUGUUUGUCGGCGGUGGUCCCCAGCUCCGCAACCCGGACCUCAUAUACAGCGGGGCGGACAGAUACAGACUGCACACCGAAGCCAUGGGGACCGUGGAGCUGGAGCUCGGCGUUAUAAUGAGACACUUUGACAAAUAUGGCGUCGAGAGCUGAGACGUCGAAAAAACUUAAGGGACUGUUUACAUGUUGUGCAGCCUUGUAUUUCCUUGUUAACUUGUUUUGAAUACAGUUUUGUACAUUUUUUUAUUAAGUUGCUUUAAUAUUUUUUACAAACUAGCUAUUACCUAUGUGUAAAUAAAGAAACUAUAGUCUUAACGAA